Molecule: messenger RNA, 759 nt
Organism: Dovyalis caffra
Lineage: Eukaryota; Viridiplantae; Streptophyta; Magnoliopsida; Malpighiales; Salicaceae
Source: the annotation of a GenBank genome assembly
AUGCCGAUCAGAAACAUCGCCGUAGGCCACUACCAGGAGGCAACUCAGCCCGAUGCCUUGAAGGCAGGCUUGGCUGAGUUCAUCUCCACCCUUAUUUUUGUCUUUGCCGGUGAAGGGUCCGGCAUGGCCUUCUCCAAACUGACCGCCGGUGCUGCCAACACACCCGCUGGACUCAUCGCCGCAGCUAUAGCCCAUGCUUUCGCUCUUUUUGUCGCUGUUUCUGUUGGCGCCAACAUCUCCGGUGGCCAUGUCAACCCUGCUGUUACUUUCGGUGCUUUUAUCGGUGGCAACAUCACCCUCUUCCGUGGCAUCCUUUACUGGAUCGCUCAGCUCCUUGGCUCCACUGUCGCUUGCUUGCUUCUCAAGUUCGCUACCGGUGGCUUGGAAACCGCUCCUUUCGUUUUGUCCUCUGGCGUUGGUGUAUGGAACGCCUUCGUUCUUGAGAUCGUGAUGACCUUUGGACUUGUAUACACAGUAUAUGCCACAGCUCUUGACCCAAAGAAGGGAAACUUGGGAAUCAUUGCGCCAAUUGCAAUUGGUUUUAUUGUGGGUGCUAACAUUUUGGUUGGAGGUGCCUUUGAUGGAGCCUCAAUGAACCCAGCUGUGUCUUUCGGCCCCGCUUUGGUGAGCUGGAGCUGGAAUAACCACUGGGUCUACUGGGCUGGACCUCUGAUUGGUGGUGGACUUGCCGGGCUUGUCUAUGAGUUCUUCUUCAUCGGCUUUGGCACCCACGAGCAGUUGCCAACCACUGACUACUAA